AUGUCACGUACAGUGGUAGUGUUCUACAUAUUCCUGAUCUACACGACGGGGGCGUUUAGCAGAAACCUGGAUAGGAGUUAUUACUACGAUAUUGGGACGAAACCUUUGGGCGGAGUCGAACCGACCUCUCAAACAGAUGUUCUUUUUGUCUACGAUCCUGUGGAUCUGAAUCAAAUCACGUUUCCAGGAGAUAGAGUGACCAGAAUGCCAAGCAGAAAACAUGUGCCUGAAAGUAAGAGGAAAGUAGUAGGUGAUAAAACCGUGUGUAUGGGUUCAGUGACGCUGAUGGCCCUUUGUUAUUGA
This is a messenger RNA of Acanthoscelides obtectus, 303 nucleotides long. The record is from the annotation of a GenBank genome assembly. Lineage: Eukaryota; Metazoa; Arthropoda; Insecta; Coleoptera; Chrysomelidae.